AUGGACCCAGAAACACCCACAAAUCAUAAAUUAGACUGUGAAAGACCUAAAUUAUAUCAAUACAGAUGGAUCAUAGUGUCAUUUUAUAUCUUAGCCGUUUUCGUUAACAAUAUCCCUGGAGAAAUUUAUGUUUCCGUUUCUAAUGAGCUUAUAGGAAUUUAUGAUACUUCAGAAACUUUAGUGACUAUGGCAGCUACAAGCUAUAUGAUAAUGCACCCAAUUUUAUCGAUUCCUUGUUCUUAAUUCAUCGUAAAUUAUGGAUGGGCAGCAGCCUCAAAAAUUGGAGUAAUUUUAACAAUUCUUGGAAGCUUAUUAAAACUAUUCGUUAAUUAAACAGAUUUUUACUUGAUUGUGAUUGGUUAAAUUUUAAUUGGAGCUGGAAAGCCCUUCAUUCUUAAUUGUUAGGCCACAAUGGCUUAAAAUUGGUUUUAUCCAGAAGCAAGACCCAUCAUAAUAACGGUGAUGAAUGUGCUAAACCUUUUCUCUAGUGUGCUUACGUUUAUGAUACCGGGUAAGUUUAUAUUUUCGGGCUAUAAGUACGAUGGAUCAAAUGAAUCAAUAGAAAAAGGAAUGGAAUUAGUAAAUAAACUCAAUAGGACAUUGUUUUACUUUGCAAUAGCUCUGUUGCCAUGCCUCUUGACUUUAAAGAAUACUCCUCCAACACCUCCUUCAGAGUUGGUUAAAUAAGAAGAAAAAUCUAAAAAUAUAAAAAGGACACUUAUCAAAAUUUUUACUAAUAAACAAUUUCUGUUUUGUUUUUAAGCCUACGCUCUGUUUAUGGGAUUGACAAAAUCGUUGAUGAUUGUCUUAGCCUUUCUUUUAAAAGCUUGCGGUUAGGGCAAGGAACAGGUCUCUGUAGCAGGUUCAAUUGUGAAUAUCAGUGCUGUUGCAUCAUUGGCAUUGUUAGCGGGAAUAUUAAAGAAAUAUACAAACAGAAGAAAAUAAAUAGCAAUUUUAAUGAUGAUACUCUCAAUUUCAUCAUUGGUUUUAUUUUAUUUUUGUCUAAUCAGUGAGAAUAAAAUUGCAAUAUACAUCUCGAUAGGCAUAGUAGGACUGUUUAUUAUGCCAAAUGUCCCAUUAUUGAUGGAUAUGAGUUGUGAUUCUAUAUUUCCUAUAAAUGCAAGUUUUGCAGUUGGAAUUAUGUACAUAGGAUCGCGAAUAUUCUUAGUAUUUUUUUCAUAAUUUUUGGCUAUUGUGGUAGGUGGAUCUGAUAGCAAUAAAGGUAGAGUCACACUCACAUUUUCAAUUGAAGUGAUUGUCCUAUUAUGUUCAGUUACAAUUUUCAGCUUUACAAAUAUUAAACUAAAAACAGCAGUUAUGGAAGUUGAUUUAUUAGAUGGUGAAUCUAAUCAAAAGAUUUCAUUUUGUGACAAUGCUACUUAGACUCCUAUUAUGGAAUCUACUCAAUAAACUCCUCAAACCAACGUGUAAAAGAGAUCUAUAUUAGAAUUAAAUCAGAAAUCUUGA
Messenger RNA from Paramecium tetraurelia, 1467 nucleotides. RefSeq lists its product as uncharacterized. NCBI's taxonomy places the organism in Eukaryota, Ciliophora, Oligohymenophorea, Peniculida, Parameciidae. The record is from RefSeq and is a predicted model, not a curated record. Gene Ontology annotation, cellular component: membrane. The transcript is spliced from 3 exons. Gene Ontology annotation, biological process: transmembrane transport. Gene Ontology annotation, molecular function: transmembrane transporter activity.